CUUUCAAAAAAAGAAGAAAAAGAAAAAGAAAGAAGGAAGCAGAACUAACUGUUCAAACAGGAAGAGCGUUGCUCAAUCUCUUUCGUUCCCUCCACUUCUCCAAUCUCCGCUUCCACUUUAUCUCCCGCAACAAGAUCUCUCUACCUGCUCUGUGUUUUGCUUCACAUCUCUGUUGCAGGUUUGGGAGAUAUAUAAACUGUUACACUCGAAUACUCGAGUACUUCACCAUACUUAUCCCUUUAUUAAUUUCUUGACAAGGGGAAUUCUUUGAAAUCUUUUGCAAGUUGCAACUAUGAGUUUUGUUUUCCGAGGGGCUAGAGCAGAUAUUGAAAGUGGCUUUCCAGGAUUUAUUCCUGAACGACCAGCAAUGCGUAUUCAUGCUUCUCGACCAGUAAGCACGAAUUCUCUGGCUUUUCUUGUCACGGUUAUCUUGCUAUUCAUGCUUUUAAACUCUCACCAGAUGUCACCGAAUUUUCUGCUCUGGCUAGUUGUGGGUGUCUUUUUGAUGGCCACAACCCUGAGGAUGUUUGCAACUUGUCAGCAACUUCAAGCACAGGCUAGAGCACAUGCUGCAGCUGCCAGUGGCUUGCUUAAUCAUACGGAACUGCGACUGCACAUGCCACCUUCAAUAGCUUUUGCAACCAGAGGACGAUUACAAGGACUAAGACUCCAGUUGGCACUACUUGACCGGGAGUUUGAUGAUCUAGAUUAUGAUACUUUGAGGGCUCUGGACUCUGAUAAUGCCUCUACAGCAACUUCAAUGAGCGAGGAGGAGAUUAAUGCCUUACCUGUCCACAAGCACAAAGUCACUGACCCAGAGAUCCUGGAUGAUUCAUCACUGCAACAGGCAUCAUCAUCUUCAGCCCCAAUGGAGCUGAAAAAGCAAGACUCUAAAAGGGUGGAUGGAGGCAUGAAGGAUCCAGAAGAUGAGCUGACAUGCAGCAUUUGCUUGGAGCAAGUUAAUGGAGGGGACCUAGUGCGUAGCUUGCCAUGUUUGCAUCAGUUCCAUGCCAACUGCAUAGAUCCAUGGCUCCGGCAGCAAGGCACAUGCCCUGUGUGCAAAUUUAGAGCUGGAUCAAGAUGGCCGGAGAGCAGGGAGAGCGAAUCCGACGGUUCGGACAUGGUAUAACGAGCCCUCUUGUUACACAACCUGUAUACGCAACGUAGUAGUACAUACACGCAAUGUAGUACAAAUACGCAAUAAAGCACAUAUGCUUUUGCAAUUUGCAAAUAAGGGGAUCUUCUGCAUCACUUGUAUAUAACCACAAGGUUUGGGUUCAGGAUUAUAGAAUUAUAUGUCGCUCAAUGAUAUAUGUGUGGGGCUUAGCUCAGUAUCUAUCAUGUCGAUAUGUCAUGCGUAAUAUUCGUGCGAUCUCGACUAUGAGAGAUGUGACUUUCCAUAUUAUAAAAGAAAUAAAGUCUAUAGAGAUGCAACAUAUUAUUUUGAA
Molecule: messenger RNA, 1448 nt
Organism: Prunus avium (sweet cherry)
Lineage: Eukaryota; Viridiplantae; Streptophyta; Magnoliopsida; Rosales; Rosaceae
Product: E3 ubiquitin-protein ligase SDIR1
Biological process (GO): protein ubiquitination; ubiquitin-dependent protein catabolic process
Molecular function (GO): ubiquitin protein ligase activity
Source: RefSeq, a predicted model, not a curated record